AUGGAAGAGAUAUCACCAACAAGUUUGCAUUUGCCAGGGUUACAGAUCUUUUCUUCGAGUCAGGCAAGGAGGAAACCUAAUGUGGGUAUGUUAGGUAGGCAUCUUGAUUUUCCUCUUGGAGGUUAUUCGAGUUCUGGAAUGGUUCUUGGCAAUGAUACUACUCCUGUUAUGGACAAUAAUUGUUUUGAGUUGGAAACACCAGUGACUAAGAAGUUAAGGAAUUUUACUGAUUGGACGACUUUGACGUUACAUGAAGCAUCUCCUGGGAAUGACAUUGCUGAAAAGUACGAAAAGUGCGAUUCUUCUCCUUUGGAUUUAAUAAUUCAAAGAAUAUUUGAAGAGUUGCCAAUGUCAAAAAAUGAUCAAUUCUUUGACGAGUUUCAGUAUGCAAUUAUUACUUGUCCUUUACUGAAUGACAAUAAUGGUGUUCGUUUUUUAUUCGACGUGAAGAAAUCCAUUUUAGAUUUCCAUAAAAAUAAAUAUACAGGGCAUAGGAGAAUAUUAAAAUCAUUUCCAACAAAAUUUGGAAGAUGCUUAAAAUUAUCAAGUGAUAAUUUCCAGCUUACCAAGACAUUUCAUCAUUCGAGAACAGUUUUAUUAAGUUAUAAAUUGAUCAACUAUAUUCAUUCUUUAAAAAAUUCUGAAGAAUCGUUGAUUUUGAAAAACAAAUUCUUAACAAUAAUAUUACUUUGUUUAUACAUGUCAUUUCAACAAGAACUUUUCCAUAUUCAAUACAUUAAAUAUAAAACAUUAUUAGAGGUAAAGAUCAUUUUAAAUUCUUUACAUCGUUUGGACACUAUUAUUCAUAAAUAUUACAAUGCAUAUUCUGAAGAAUCUAUCUUUAGACCUAUUAAUUUGAAUUUAAACAAUCAAAUUGACAAUAAUUCAAAUCUAUCAAACAUCGAAGUCUUAUUAUCAUCAUGUUUAGAUAUAUUAUUUUACAACUUCAAAAAUUUCACUAAUGAAAUGUUACAAUUAAUUAAUAUUGACGAGCUAGGGAAAUUUUGUGAUAUUUACAAGAUUCAUUUCAAUGAAUUAUAUGAUUUAUUGAGAAAAUCACAAACAACUAUAAAGGGAAAAUUAUUAAGAUCAGAAAUUUUACAGAAAUUUUUUUUAUGUUGCUUAUUAUCAUUAAAUAAUACCAAUGUAUCAAUAAACCAACAUGUUAGAUCUUCGUUAACAAAAAUAUUUAAUGAUUCAUUUUUAAAUCAACCCGAGCCUAAACAGCAAUUAAAAUUAGAAAAAACUGCAAUAAUUUUAAAGCAAGUUAAAAGGGUAAUCGAACUGUUGGCAUCUACAUUAAACGCCAAUAAGUACCUAUUAGUUUCAAUCAUUGAAGAUACACCUCCACCUUCUUCUAAAUUGCACCUGAAAAAUACUUCUAAAGAUAUAGAGAAUGUUCCUUUGACUUCGUUCAUUAACAGAUUAGUGGAAUUGGAGAGAUCUAUACUACGUAUUGAUCCUAAUGAUCUAGGCAGACACCAAUUUGAUGUUACAAACGAAUUACAAUCAUUAUUAAGAAAAUGGGAAAAUAUAACUUCACUAGAGGGUUGUAAUAAUAGAUUUGCAGAGACAAAGAAGAUAAGAACGAUUAAUAACAGAUUCUCAAUUGAUAUUCGUGGAUCCGAAAGAAAUGGUAUCUUGACAACUGAUAUAGAUAUUAAAAAUAUAGAAGACAAUGAGACUGACUUCCUAGUUGAUUCGGAAUGCACUUCCAUCUCUCAAGGAUGCUUGGUUUGUAAUAAUUAUAAUGAAGAUUGUGAUUGUGACCAUAAUACUCUAAAAGAAAGUUUCGAAAUCUCAAAGGAAAAUUAUGAAAACAAAGACUUGGGGGACAAAUUUGGUUGUAUUACUAACUCGUUUACAAAAGGAUUGAGAAAAUUAUCAGAUGAAGAACUGAAGAGAAAACUAGACGAAAAGAUCUUAAGUUUGGCUGCUGAAAAUAUUAAAGGUAAAGAAAAGUUGAGAGACCAAAAAUCAUUUGAAUUGUUGAAAGAUAUUUCAAGAAAACAAUCACUUAAUUGUCUCCAGCCUAGUAGUCAUGAUAAUGAUAAUGAUAAUGAUGAUAAAGAGAACUUAUGGAGCAGGACUCCAAAACAUACUCAAUUAUCUUCUGAAGAUUCAAUUCCGGUAAUAUAUAGAAUUCGGGAAUUAUUACAAAGUAGGUCUUGA
Molecule: messenger RNA, 2172 nt
Organism: Vanderwaltozyma polyspora DSM 70294
Lineage: Eukaryota; Fungi; Ascomycota; Saccharomycetes; Saccharomycetales; Saccharomycetaceae
Gene: INP2
Product: Inp2p
Exons: 1
Coding region: 1-2172 (723 amino acids)
Biological process (GO): peroxisome inheritance
Cellular component (GO): peroxisomal membrane
Molecular function (GO): myosin binding
Source: RefSeq, a predicted model, not a curated record